This is a messenger RNA of Venustampulla echinocandica, 1887 nucleotides long. RefSeq lists its product as uncharacterized. Gene Ontology annotation, biological process: trans, trans-farnesyl diphosphate biosynthetic process. Gene Ontology annotation, molecular function: dimethylallyltranstransferase activity; (2E,6E)-farnesyl diphosphate synthase activity. NCBI's taxonomy places the organism in Eukaryota, Fungi, Ascomycota, Leotiomycetes, Helotiales, Pleuroascaceae. The transcript is spliced from 5 exons. Gene Ontology annotation, cellular component: cytoplasm. The coding region runs from base 1 to 1887 and encodes 628 amino acids. The record is from RefSeq and is a predicted model, not a curated record.
AUGGCCAAAGCAACCACCCUUCAGGAGUUCGAAGCAGUCUUCCCAAAACUGGUUGAGGAUAUCCUUGACCAUGGAAGGGGAUACAAACUCCCAGACCAGUUCGUGGACUGGUAUAAAGCCUCCCUCAACGCCAACACCAUCGGCGGGAAAUGCAACAGAGGCAUGUCCGUUCCGGACUCGGUGUCUCUCCUCCUCGAAGCUCCUCUAUCCGAAGAGCAAUAUUUUCAGGCCGCGACAUUGGGAUGGAUGACCGAGCUCCUACAAGCCUUCUUUCUGGUCUCCGAUGAUAUCAUGGACACCAGCAUCACCCGCCGAGGUGCCCCUUGCUGGUACAGGCAACCCAAUGUUGGCAUGAUCGCUAUCAACGAUGCCUUCCUUCUCGAAGCCGCGAUUUAUAUACUUCUGAAGAAAUACUUCCGCCAGCACGCUUCGUAUAUCGACCUCAUCGAAUUGUUCCACGAAGUUACAUUCCAAACCGAAAUCGGCCAACUGUGCGAUCUUCUCACCGCCCCAGAAGACAAGAUUGACUUGGACAACUUCUCUAUGACAAAAUACCAGUUCAUUGUGAUCUACAAGACUGCAUACUACUCCUUCUACCUCCCAGUUGCCCUGGCUCUGUACCACCAAAACAUUGCCACGCCCAAGAAUCUCAAACAAGCAGAGGACAUCCUGAUCCCUCUUGGCGAGUACUUCCAAAUCCAGGACGAUUAUCUAGACAACUUUGGUCUACCGGAGCACAUCGGCAAGAUUGGCACCGAUAUCAUGGACAACAAGUGCUCCUGGCUAGUUAACCAGGCUCUCGCCAUCGCCACGCCUGAGCAGAGGAAGGUCCUUGAGGACAACUACGGCCGAAAGGACAAGGCGUGCGAAGCAAAUGUCAAGAAGCUAUUCGAUGACCUCAAGCUAGAGCAGCUGUAUAAGGACUAUGAGGAGAAGCGAGUUGGCGAGAUCAAGAAAAUGAUCGCCGAGGUCGACGAGUCUGAGGGGCUGAAGAAAACCGUCUUCGAAAGCUUCUUGGCUAAGAUCUAUAAGCGGAGUUAUGCUUGUGCUUGUGCUUGCCUAUCAUCGUAUGCAUAUUUCGGGAUCAAAGUAAAUGCCCUUGCACAUCAUACUUUUGAUGUUAUGGGCCUCUUCCUAGCCGACUCGGAUCAUCCUCAAAGCUUAACAAAACGUCUGCACAAGAGUAGCGUCACUGUAGACAAAAUGGGUGCAAGUGAUUGCUCAGCUUCACACACCAAAACCCUCAUAUCCGUCAUGUUAUUCUCACUACCAACCUUUUCCCUCCUGCUCGCCAGCAUCUUCAUCUCUCCUGCAGUCGCCCAGAUACAAUACACCAACGCCCUCAACGUAAAAUUCAUCGCCUACCUCAACACCAAAAACGACCUCACGCCCAGCAUCCAGCACUGGGAUCUAACUAAAAGCCCCAAUACACCAUACGCCAUUCUUACCCCACCAUCCUCCGUCCCAGAGCAGCUUUUCUACGUCAACGGAACUUGGUGGGACUCCUACCACAGCAUCGCCACACUUCUCACUGCAGAUGAUCCCACCAGGGGAGUCGUAACUUCCUCGCCUAAGGAUAGAGAUGCGGAAGGGCGUCGUACUGUGAGCUUGGAUAGCAGCGGAAUUGGUCAAGUUGGGAUUGGUGUUGUUCCAUUUCCAGGCGUCGAGCCUAAGUUGUAUAUUGAGAGUGGUGCUUUCUACGCUUGUUCGGAGAAGAAGGUGGGAGGUGUGCAGGUCUUUUUGAGAGAGUGGGAUGAAGUGACUCCGGAGGGUUGCGCGGAUGUUACGCUUUUGGCGCAGUGUGUGCAGGAUGGUCCAGUGCAUCCGACAGGCACGGAUGCAUAUUGCUGUGUCGAUGUUAGAGCUUACCAUUGUAGUUCUAAUUAA